This is a messenger RNA of Trematosphaeria pertusa, 1910 nucleotides long. RefSeq names its product HET-domain-containing protein. The coding region runs from base 94 to 1746 and encodes 550 amino acids. The record is from RefSeq and is a predicted model, not a curated record. The transcript has 2 exons. NCBI's taxonomy places the organism in Eukaryota, Fungi, Ascomycota, Dothideomycetes, Pleosporales, Trematosphaeriaceae.
CUCGAAUUUCUGCUGGCUCCGGGCACCAGAAAGAUUUUGCUGGCUCACGGCAUAGCAAAGGAGACAUCCCUUAGUUUCACGGGCGAGUCAGCGAUGGAGUUUGAGCUGCAUCCGCUCCAGCACGCGGAUGGCCGCAGUCAUUUCCGUCUUCGAGGCAACACGAAGAUUUCGAGCUGUAGUGCCUUAAUACAAGACUGGUUAGAGGAAUGUCUUGAAGGUCAUACAGUUUGCGCAACGCAGGAUAAGCGGGAGUUCUAUCAAACUCGGCUGCUCGAAAUAGGUGUCUCUUCGGAGAGGCAUCCAAAACGCGUUCGACUCGUUCACUCCGACGACGUUGCCCUGCACGAGCCAUACGUAACACUAAGCCAUUGUUGGGGAGGGAGCAACAUCCUCAAGCUCCAGCGCGACAACAUCGAUCGUCUCUCGGCGUCUAUCUCCAGUACGGAACUCCCGAAGACAUUCAUCGACGCGAUAGAGGUAGCCCGUUUUCUACAGGUGCGCUACAUCUGGAUAGACUCGCUAUGCAUUAUUCAAGACUCGAAAGAGGACUGGGAGAAAGAAGCAGCACUUAUGAGCGACGUGUAUCAGAACGCGUUCCUCAACAUCGGUGCGACUGCUUCAAGCAAUAGCCACGGAGGUCUUUUUUACGAUAGGAAUCCAGAGCUGCUGCGCCCAUGCGUCGUCACGUACGCGCGCGAGAAAUACGAGCUCCGGUAUCCAGAGCUCUGGGAGCACGGAAUCAAUGAGGCGCCCCUCAAUAAACGUGCCUGGGUUGUUCAAGAAAGGUGGCUGUGUCCGCGAAUGCUGCAUUUUGGGCGCGAACAGGUCUUCUGGGAAUGCUGCAAGUUGGUUGCGUGUGAAGUGUAUUCUCGUGGCCCGCCUUAUAGCUUCGUGUUACGCGACACGAUAUACCACGGCUUCAAGCAGGUGAAACCACAUUCGGAUCAAAACCAUGGCGAAGGGGCUGCCGAAGCACAACUAGCCUCCGCCUGGGGAGCUAUCGUACUCCAAUAUUCCUCCAGCAACCUUACUUUCCACAGCGACAAGCUCAUCGCUCUCUCUGGCAUGGCAACACAAAUGCAACGCGCAAUCAAAAGCGAGUACCUCGCCGGUCUGUGGAAAGGCCUGGGAGUAAUCGCUCAGCUGGAUUGGAGGGUGUUUAAUGGCUAUCACGAGGUAACUUCUUCGAGACCAGACGAGUACACUGCACCCUCCUGGUCAUGGGCCUCUGUCAACGGUGCGGUCACGAUCACAAGUCAACAAAGACUGCGCGCCUACAGAGACAAAUACUGCGAGCUAUCAAUUCUCCAGGAGUAUCACAUCGAUCUUACAAGCACGAAUGCCACAGGUCAGGUCACAGGAGGAUACCUGCGAAUUCGGGGCCCCGUCCACGCAAUCACGCUUAAGGAGGAACCUCCAGCCACGAAUCUUGAAGACCCAUAUGAAGCAUUUCGAGUGAGCGCCUAUCCAUGGCAAUUGUGUUUGGAUGGAGUAGCUCUACGGAGGUUUUCCGUCUACCUUGACGUUCCCUUGCAUAACGGCGGAGCUUUUUUUGGCCUGGCACUAUAUUCCUGGAACAACGGAGGGGAUCCUGAAGCGGUCGGAUUACUGCUCGAGGAGAUUUCAAACUCGCCUAUUCGGUUUCGGAGAGUUGGCAUUCUUGUGUUGAAUGGCGAGCGUGAGGUUAUGUGGUUUAGUUCCGGAACGCUGAAUUAUCCUCAGGGAUUCAGCAUUGUGAUUGUCUAAAGUGAGGGACGUUUAGAAUAGGCCGGGAUUCGUUUAAUCUUUGCUACUCACGUGAGCGGAGCUGUGCGCAUGGCAACGAGGCGGCGUAUAGUUAUGGAACUGCCGUGCGUGCUCCUGUCGUUCUUUUUGUAGAGCUGACGACCUAUGGCAUCGUCGCCCUCCAC